Hirsutella rhossiliensis is the source of this 1047-nucleotide messenger RNA. Its product is annotated as WD domain-containing protein. Lineage: Eukaryota; Fungi; Ascomycota; Sordariomycetes; Hypocreales; Ophiocordycipitaceae. The record is from RefSeq and is a predicted model, not a curated record. The transcript has 4 exons. The coding region runs from base 1 to 1047 and encodes 348 amino acids. Gene Ontology annotation, molecular function: protein binding.
AUGUACAGCCUCAGCAACGUCGCCCGCCACCAGCUGCCCAGCUCGGCGGCGCAGGGGGGAGGAGGCGUCUACGUGCUCGACCUGCAGCGCACGGGCGGCGGCCUCGUCGCGGCCCUCGCCUCGGACCGGAGCCUCUCGCUGCUGGACCCGGCGCGCCUCGGCCAGGGACCGCCGGCCGCGGCGUGGAGGGCCGACCACGGGGGGGCGACGACGACGCUGCGCCCGUUUGGCGCCGGCGAGGGGGCCGCGCUGGUGUGCACGGCGGGCGAGGAUGGGACGGUGGGCGUGUGGGAUGUGAGGCUGAGGGGGGAUGCGGCCAGAGUUGCGCACUUUCGAGCGAGCGACGCGCCCAUCCUGUCAAUGGCCUGCAGCGCAAGCACGCCGACCAUUGCCGUCGGGACCGAGCUGCAGAACCACACGGCCUCUAUAUUCCUCUGGGACGUUCGCGCCGCGCCCACCGCCCGCGCGCACUACGACCAAGCCCACAGCGACGACGUCACGGCGCUCGCCUGGCACCCGUCCGACCCGGCCCUUCUGCUCAGCGGCUCGACCGACGGCCUCGUCAGCCUGCACGACACGCGCAUCGCCGACGAGGACGAGCUGACGCUGCAGACGCACAAUCACGACGCCUCCAUCCACCACGCCGGCUUCCUCUCCGACUCGCUCGCCUUUGCCCUCUCGCACGACGAGCGCUUCGCCAUCUACGACGUCGCCCGCGACGGGGACGACGCCGCGCCCACCAACCUUCCUUCGGGCGACCUGAGGGCCGUCCUCGGCUGUCAGUACGUGGCCGACGUGACGCCCAAGACGGACGGGAGCGGCGCCAUUAUCGGCGCCGGGUCGCACGACCGGCAGAGCUUUGAACUCGUCUUCCUGGCCAAGGACCCCGCAGGACAAUCGUGGGUGCUGGACAAGAGCAACAGCGUGGGACUUCCGGGGGCUCACGGGGACGAGAUUGUGCGGUCCUUCUGCUUCUUUGACCAAGAGCAGCUCGUCUUGACGGCGGGCGAGGACGGUGCCGUCAAGGCCUGGAGGCCGACUGGCUGA